AUAUACCAUCAGUGUCAGGUUCACCAACGUAACAAAAGCUCAGUAAGUGUCCCACAAAAAUAGAGUAUAGUGUAAAUUUUUUCGUAGUUUCUUGUCACUUUUUUUCCAAAUCUUGUUGGUGAAUGUUCGUAAUUUGAUUAUCGCUGCACUCAGCGUUUUUAAGUUUUGCCAUCGAAAACUUUUCUUUUCAUUUCGAAAGUUUAUUUGUCCAUCCGAUUCUCCAAAAUACGAAUCGCGGUUUGUGCGUCCGGAAAGACCGAACAAAAGAAAAGAAAAAAAAAUCGAAUCAAAAGCGUGAAACGUAGCGAUCGCGAACCAUCUUUUUUUCUCGUCUCGAAAAAUAUUUUCGACAUUUUUUUACGUCAAACACAACCAAUUGUGUCACAUUGAGAAGAAUAUCUGAAUAUUCUUCUGUCUUAAUUGCAUUGUAUAAUCAUGGCUAACUAAAUAAAAUGUCUAAACUCAAUUCGAAAUCCGCUACUCCAUUAGGAGUUUUGAACCAAGCGCAACAACAUUUCAAUAAACAAAAUAGUGCACCAAUUGGUGCCAUCACAUCAGCAAUUUUAAUUAAUUUUAUUCAAUUCAUCCAUAAUGGACAAGAAAAACAAUAUUCGUUUGAAUCAGAACUCUGCAAAGGGUUCGCUAACUGAGAGGAAAGGUCAAGAUGUAUCUAUUGGAAAACAGUGGCCGCGUAAUAGUCGUCGCCGUGAUCCAAAAUCAACUGCUCAAUCUAGUAGUGAUUCUCCUCGCAACAACAAUCAUAAACCUCAACCGAAAAACAAUUUCGACAAACGUGCAUCCAACGGCCGUGGUAAUGGAUAUCAGAGAAGUGCUGGUUCGUCAGCACUUACGCCGAGCACCCGACUAGACGCCGAUGAUCCCAUCGAAGCGGAAUUAAAUUCUGUGUAUUUGCCUGGAAGCAAAAAACAAAAUCUGAACCAUUUGCUAAACUUCAAUUAUACACCACGAGAAACGGCAUCGAAUUCGGUGUUCCAACGGACCGGCUAUCAUCGCCAACCGGGACGUCGCAUCAAGUAUAACAAGGAGCAAUUUUUGCAGGCCAAUUGUCAAUUCAUCAUCCGCUCGGACAUUGACAAAUCAGCCCUGCUGCCGCAUUCGAUCAGUCCGGAUCAUUUGAUUGACUGGUCAUUCGUCGAACAGGUGAAUGUUCAAAGUUCCGAAGAGCCGCAAUGUCCAAUUUGUUUGUUCCAUCCGGUCGCUGGCAAAAUGACUCGUUGUGGGCAUAUCUACUGCUGGCCAUGCGUUUUGCAUUAUUUGGCUCUAUCCGAUAAAACUUGGAGGAAAUGUCCGAUCUGCUACGAAGCCAUUCAUGCAGCUGAUUUGAAGAGUUCAACAUCAAAACCAUAUCGGAACUUUAAAGUUGGCGAUUUUGUCAGCAUGCAAUUGAUGUGCCGUGAAAAAUGUUCGCUCAAAGUGAACAAAGUGGGCAAAGUCAAACCGGACGGAUUUCCUCACAUUUCUGGCGAUGCCGAUGAAAUAUUACACUCAAAAUUGGUGUUGGCCGAUCCAAAGGAAAUCAUGGGAAUAAUUGAACGUGAACGAAACGAGCUGAAUUUCCAACUCGAAACCGAUGGACCGGAGUGUCCAGAAUCCAUUUUCGUUCAACAAGCACUGGAAUUAUUGAAAGAGCGAGAAGCCAACACCGUCGCCAUGAUGAAGAUUGUCAUCCAGAAAGAACCAGCCAUAGCUGACGAUAUUCAUACAAAACUUGAGAAAUUAAGCGUCGAUGCGGACCCAUUCGUUCCUAUCACUGCCAACUGCAAAUCGACUCAGGAAACCAUUGUUGAACCAGCUGAUAAGCUAGUUGAUAGCACUACGGAAGACGAGGCGAACAUGAUCGUACAAGACCUCGAUAUCACUCCCGUGUUCAACGAUUCGAAUUACUUUUACUUUUAUCAAUCGCGCGACGGCCAACCAUUGUAUUUGCAUUCAAUCAACGUCCGAAUGCUUCAAAUGAUGUACGGAAGUUUGGAUCGAGCUCCGCAUGUCAUUGGCGGGAAAAUUGUGCAAAAGGAAGUUUGUUCAAUGACCGAAGAGCUGAGAAAACGUCUAAAAUACUUGCAACAUCUUCCUGUGACCAGCCAAUUCGAAGUAGCCGAAUUAUCGCUUGGAAGUGAAUUGGUGUCUGAAGAAGUUCUGGGCGUAUUCAAAGACGAAAUUGUAAAACGGCAAAAAUUGCGUCAACGCCGUGCCCGUGACGAAAAUCGUCGCGAAGUAAAAAUCAACGAAGUCAACGAACGUCAAAUCGGAAAGAUUUUAUCUCGAUCCGCCAACAUUGAUGUCAAUUCUGAUCGGCAAUUUCCAUCCUGUGGUGGCAAUCCACCACUGUUCAAUGACCGAGACGAUCCGCCGUUGCAGCUAUUAUCUAGCAGCAGCGAUUUGUCAGUAUCGCCAUCUACAUCUGGCACAUCAUUUGCAAAGAUGCUUUCUCAACCGAAAAAAAUCGAAUUGUGGCCGUCCCUCAAUCCAACACCGAGUCCAUCUUGGAAUUCAGCUGGACCGUCGGAUGGUGCUAUCAGAAAGCAAACAAUUUCCACGCGAUCGUCGUACAAUGCGUCCGAUGAUAACAUUGACGAUGAUGACGAUAUGGCUGCACCGCCAGAAUUUCGAUCCGAUUUCGGUACAGCUAUAGCUGUUGCAUUGGAGAAACAAAUGUUCCAAUCUGGCGAUGGUAAAACGAAAAAGAAGAAACGAAACACCGUUUUAUUUUCGACUGGGCUACCAGGACGCUCCUUUAAGGGCAAUUAGUCGGAGACGCAGAACGAAUUAAAGACAAAAAUUUCGUUCCAAUUUAUUGUGUCUCGUCUACAUUUUCUAACAAUUUACAGCUUUCACGAAUAAUAUUCAUUAGAGCGACGAAGCAAUAUGCUUCGGCUAUAAAAUCUAAUUUGAUCUAAAAAUGAAAAAGAAACUUGAAAAAACUAAAACUUUUGUGCGAAUUGGGAUUAAUCGUUUCGGGGGAAUAUUUUAUUUUCAUCUUUAACCAAUUUACUUUACAAUAAAAAUCCGUACAAAAA
Molecule: messenger RNA, 3038 nt
Organism: Bradysia coprophila
Lineage: Eukaryota; Metazoa; Arthropoda; Insecta; Diptera; Sciaridae
Product: E3 ubiquitin-protein ligase RNF10
Biological process (GO): positive regulation of transcription by RNA polymerase II
Molecular function (GO): metal ion binding; transcription cis-regulatory region binding
Source: RefSeq, a predicted model, not a curated record